CAUCGUGGGAGCGAAGGACAAGUGUGCAAAAGCUUUUUAACCUCCCUGGCGGUAUUCCCGAGUGUAGCUCGGGGUAAAGUUUCAGUACCACAAGCGGUAACUCCGAGCUACACUCGGGCUUACCAUGCGGCGCUGCUCCGCGAUCCCUCAAUCACUUACCUUGUCCUGCGCUCCUGUGAUGUCCCUCCUGCAGUGUCCCUGGCAAUGUAAUCCGGCGGAUGCCAGCAUCUGCCAUCUGGGUCCGUCCCCUGCGAGCGUCGGGACGUACGGGGGACGGAACGGUGGGAAAUUUGAAAAUGACAAAAAGUGA
Molecule: messenger RNA, 310 nt
Organism: Staurois parvus
Lineage: Eukaryota; Metazoa; Chordata; Amphibia; Anura; Ranidae
Source: the annotation of a GenBank genome assembly